Molecule: messenger RNA, 2708 nt
Organism: Prosopis cineraria
Lineage: Eukaryota; Viridiplantae; Streptophyta; Magnoliopsida; Fabales; Fabaceae
Product: ABC transporter G family member 3-like
Exons: 12
Coding region: 413-2587 (724 amino acids)
Cellular component (GO): membrane
Molecular function (GO): ATP hydrolysis activity; ABC-type transporter activity; ATP binding
Source: RefSeq, a predicted model, not a curated record
AUCAUUGCACUGGAGAAAAAGAAAUGCUACAGCGGGCAAGAAAAGACAAAAAAGAAGAACAAUAAAAUAAAGAUAAAGUGAGAUGCGAAGUGCUCAACAAAGCAUACAAAAAACCCCGGCAUUGGCGGCUCCAAUCAGUAGUACUGGAGUAGUAAUCUCCCAUUCAAUAUAUACAGAGGGUAUCAGCGAGCUCGCCUGGUCAUUGCCCAGCCUUCGAAUUCACUAUCCUCUUUCUCCCUUCUCCUUUACCUUGCCUAGAUCCAGGCUGCCAAUGCAACGAGUUCUCUUAGAGCUUGUUGUUGUAAAAAUGAGACUUAUAAGGUUGUAAUUUGACAAGACAGCUGGAUCAACAGGAUGACAAGAAAUAUCCUGCUACUUGCACAAUGAUAUCUGAGAUUUGGUGUAUGGAAAAAUGAAUAUAAUGGAAGAAAUACAGUCUCAAUCAGAUAAUUAUAGGUCAUCGUCAUCAUCAGCAAGCAGCCCAGCAAGCAGGGUGCCAUCAAGUAACUUCUUUUACCUGCGUAAACCUGGUUCACUUAGACAACCUAUUUCAUUUGAGGAUUCACCAGAGUGGGAAGAUACUGAUAUCGGUGUUAGAGUUGAGGAAGGAGGUGACUCUAUUAAUGUUGCAACGACGCCAGCUUCUCCAUCCCUUUCAAAGCUCAACAGUGGAUCCUUGCCGUCCCCGCAUCUACCAGAUGGUGCAAUUAUUCCCAGAAAAAUUGCCGGGGCUUCUGUUGUGUGGAAGGACUUGACUGUUAUGAUAAAGGGAAAACGGAAAUACUCUGAUAAGGUUGUCAAGAGUUCAACUGGUUAUGCAUUACCUGGAACAAUGACAGUAAUUAUGGGUCCUGCAAAGUCCGGAAAGUCUACAUUAUUACGAGCUAUUGCAGGAAGAUUGCAUUCCUCAGCUAGGAUUUAUGGUGAGGUGUUUGUGAAUGGAGCAAAAUCACACAUGCCUUAUGGGUCGUAUGGGUUUGUGGAGAGAGAGAAUGUUCUGAUUGGAUCCCUCACUGUAAGGGAGUUUCUGUACUAUUCAGCCCUACUUGAACUUCCUGGUUUCUUUUGUCAGAAAAAGAGUGUGGUAGAGGAUGCCAUCCAUGCAAUGUCUUUAGGUGACUAUGCAAAUAAACUUAUUGGGGGACAUUGCUAUAUGAAGGGUCUUCCUAAUGGUGAGAGAAGACGUGUUAGCAUUGCUAGGGAGCUUGUUAUGAGACCACAUGUCUUAUUUAUAGAUGAGCCUCUUUAUCAUCUGGACAGUGUCUCUGCGCUUUUGAUGAUGGUUACAUUGAAGAAGCUUGCAAGCACUGGUUGCACUCUUAUUUUCACCAUUUAUCAGAGUAGCACAGAAGUCUUUGGCCUUUUUGACCGAAUUUGUCUGCUUUCAAAUGGAAAUACUCUUUUCUUUGGAGAAACAUUAGCCUGCUUACAGCACUUCUCAAAUGCUGGAUUUCCCUGCCCAAUCAUGCAAAGUCCAUCAGAUCACUUUCUGCGCGCAAUUAAUACAGAUUUCGACAGGAUAAUUGCAAUGUGUAAAAACUGGCAGCAGGAUGAAUUUUCCUCGGUGAACAUGGACACUGCUGUUGCUAUACGCACACUUGAAGCAACUUAUAAAACAUCUGCAGAUGCUGCUGCUGUUGAAACUAUGAUUCUGAAACUCACUGAGAAAGAAGGUCCAGGUCUCAAAAGCAAGGGUAAAGCUAGCAUAGCUACCCGAAUAGCAGUUUUGACGUGGAGGUCUUUAUUAAUUAUGUCAAGGGAGUGGAAAUAUUACUGGCUUCGCCUUAUUCUUUACAUGCUUCUCACGCUCUGUAUUGGCACUGUAUUCUCUGGUUUGGGGCAUUCUCUGUCGUCAGUUGUGACAAGAGUUGCAGCAAUUUUUGUAUUUGUAUCAUUCUGCUCACUUUUAAGCAUUGCUGGGUUGCCUGCACUGAAGAGAGAAAUUAAGAUAUAUGCCUGUGAAGAAUCGAACCAGCACUCAAGUGCAUUAGUUUUUUCACUCGGGCAACUCUUCUCCAGCAUUCCAUUCCUGUUUCUCAUAUCGAUUUCAUCCAGUCUCGUCUUCUAUUUCAUGAUAGGGCUGCAAGAUGAGUUCAGCUUGUUGAUGUACUUUGUGCUGAACUUUUUCAUGACUCUGUUGGUGAAUGAAGGACUUAUGCUAGUCGUCUCUACUAUAUGGGAAGAAGUUUUUUGGAGUGUAUUGACACUGUUGUGCAUACAUGUGGUCAUGAUCCUUUCUGCUGGGUAUUUUAGAAUUCGAGAUGCCAUGCCUGGACCCGUUUGGAUGUAUCCAAUGUCUUAUAUAGCCUUCCAUACGUAUUCAAUCCAGGGGCUAUUGGAGAAUGAGUAUCUAGGCACAUCUUUUGCCGUUGGGCAGGUAAGGACAAUAUCUGGCUUUCAAGCCCUCCAAAGUGCUUACGAUAUCUCCCCUGACAGUAAUUCCAAGUGGAAGAAUUUGCUGGUUUUGUUUCUUAUGGCGGUUGUUUAUCGAAUUUUAAAUUUUUUGAUGUUAUGUUUCUGUAUGGGUAGAAAAAUAUCCAUGUUCAGAAGCUUUCAGUGUAAUCGAGAUACCACAAAUACAAGAUGAAUUAUUGUUCCUGGGAACCUAUCAAAUCAUUUUGUGAACUCAUCUUGAAAACUGAGGUGCAAAUAUGAAGUUUCUUGGUCAAUACAGCAAUAAAUAUUCAGAGACAAUCUUUACCUCGGAA